Messenger RNA from Ambispora leptoticha, 195 nucleotides. The record is from the annotation of a GenBank genome assembly. Lineage: Eukaryota; Fungi; Glomeromycota; Glomeromycetes; Archaeosporales; Ambisporaceae.
AUGCGGCUGGUGGCGAAAAAAGCUGUUGAAAAAACUGAUGAAGCUUCAAGUUUUGAAUCGCAAAUUAUACCAAUGGACAUAGAUCUGCCAAUGCAAUCAAUUGCAUUCCAACCUAAUGAGUUUAAUUCCUGUUGUUGGAAUGAAUUAAAUCUAAAUUUUAAUUUAAUGCAUUCCAACAGCAACGAACAGAAUUAG